This is a messenger RNA of Zasmidium cellare ATCC 36951, 1683 nucleotides long. RefSeq lists its product as uncharacterized. The transcript has a single exon. Gene Ontology annotation, molecular function: ATP binding; proline-tRNA ligase activity. Gene Ontology annotation, biological process: prolyl-tRNA aminoacylation. Lineage: Eukaryota; Fungi; Ascomycota; Dothideomycetes; Mycosphaerellales; Mycosphaerellaceae. Bases 1 to 1683 code for a protein of 560 amino acids. The record is from RefSeq and is a predicted model, not a curated record. Gene Ontology annotation, cellular component: aminoacyl-tRNA synthetase multienzyme complex; cytoplasm.
AUGGAGGAUUUAAAGGUCGAUGGCACGGCACCAUCUGCCGCAGAGAAGAAGCAGAAGCCACAGAAGCAGGACAAGGAGCGUAAAGACCAAAAGAAAGCAAGCAAGCCACAGCAAAUGCCUGCGAAGAAGAAGACGGACGGCCCAGAGCUGAUAGGCAUCACGGAGCCCAAGACGGGUGAUCUGUCGGAAUGGUACCAGCAGGUCAUCCUCAAGGGUGACAUGCUCGAGUUCACCGACAUCCCCGGCUGCUACAUCUACCAGCCUGCGUCAUAUCGGAUAUGGGAGUUCAUCCAGGACUUCUUCAACGAGCGCAUUCGCAAGAUGGGUGUGAAGAACUGCUACUUCCCCCUCUUCAUUUCCGAAGCGAACCUGCAGCGUGAGAAGGACCACAUCGAAGGCUUUGCGGCUGAGGUUGCGUGGGUGACGGAAGGAGGCAAGUCGAAGUUGGAGAAGCGGUUGGCUGUGCGCCCAACGUCGGAGACGGCCAUGUACAGCUUCUACAGCAAGAAGAUUCGAUCACACAGAGACUUGCCGCUCAAGAUGAACCAGUGGAAUAACGUCGUGCGUUGGGAGUUCAAGCAUGCGGUUCCAUUCUUGCGAUCAAGAGAGUUCCUCUGGCAGGAAGGUCACACCGCUCAUCUGACAGAGGAGGAGGCUGGAAAGGAGGUCAUGGAGAUCCUCGAUCACUACGCCUCUAUCUACGAAGACUUGCUCGCUGUUCCAGUGGUCAAGGGCCAAAAGACGAAGAACGAGCAGUUCCCAGGCGCAUACUACACAAAGACAAUCGAAGGCUUCAUCCCAGCGGUAGGGCGAGGCAUUCAAGCAGCGACAUCCCAUUGUCUCGGCCAGCACUUCGCCAAGAUGUUCGACAUCACUAUCGAAGACCCCAAGCAAGAAGUCAAGGAAGGCGAGAAGCGCAACAAGAUCCACGUCUGGCAAAACAGCUGGGGUUUCACCACUCGCUCCAUCGGCGUUAUGGUCCUCAUCCACGGCGACGACAAAGGUCUCGUCAUCCCACCCCGCGUUGCCGAUGUCCAAGUCGUCAUCGUCCCCGUCGGCGUCACCGCAAAGACAAGCCCAGAAGCCAGGGAGAAACUCUACAACGAGAUCGAAGGCCUCCGCACCGUUCUCGAAGACGCAAGCGUCCGUGUCGAGACCGACAUGCGCGAAGGCUACUCCCCAGGCUACAAAUUCAACGACUGGGAGCUGAAGGGUGUGCCGCUCCGUCUCGAAUUCGGUCCUAAGGACUCUGAAAAGGGCGUCGUGACCACCUCCCGCCGCGACCGAGACGGCAAAGACACCAUCCCUAUCCCAGACGUCGCAAAGAAGGUCCCCGAACUACUCGAAACGAUCCAAAAGGACAUGCUCACGAAAGCAUCCGACGAGUACGCCGCGCACCGCAAGAUCGUCCGCCAAUGGAGCGACUUCGUCCCCACGCUCAACGACAAGAACGUCAUCCUCGUCCCGCACUGUCUCGGUGGACCCUGCGAGGACGAAAUCAAGGACGAUUCGAAGGGCAACGUCGAAGGCCAGGAAGUCGAUGCCCGAGCCCCAUCGAUGGGUGCCAAGUCGCUGUGCAUCCCUCACGAUCAGCCAGAGCCAAUUGCGGAGGGUACCAAGUGUAUCAAUCCCAAGUGCGGCCAGGCGGCGGAGAAGUGGGUGAUGUUUGGACGUAGUUACUAA